CCUUCACCCACAAAGUUUACGCGCCUCACACAAUGCUGUUGUUUUUUGCAAACUAAAAACCAUUAAAAGGACGUGACUAUAAGGGGAAUCACGUAUGCUCAGAGCUCGUUUGACCGUGUACACACUUCCUAUAACACGAUACCAUAGAAAAAUUUUAAGCACGAAUGUGAACAGUGAAAACUUUUGAACGAAAUUUUGGCAAUGGCAUUACUUGUAAAGAUUCUGGCUAUAGCGAGCCUGAUGUUAUAUAACAAAGGUAUCCAAUCGGCAACUAGAGUUAAAAGACUCAGUUUAGCAGAACCAAUGCCGAUACAUUAUUAUGGACAAGGCAAUCCAGGAGCUUAUUCUUUCGGAUAUGAUGUGUCCGAUCCAGAUACAGGUAACGUCCAGUAUCGAAAGGAGGAACGAUUUCCAAAUGGUACUGUCGUGGGUAGUUAUGGAUACCUGGAUCCCUUUGGACGUACGCGUCGCUAUCAAUAUGUAGCUGAUGAAUAUGGCUACAGGGUCAUCAGCAACACACCGAUGGACGAUAAAUUUCACAUAGUCAACGGUCAAAAAGCAAGUACUGAAUCUUCUGUCACUUGGACGCGUCCCGCUAAGAAAAAGAAGAAAACGCAAGAAACAACAAAUGUUUUAAACUUGCUAACAAAUAACAAGUAUUUACACCUGAAACCUCCAAGUUAUUAUGCUAUCGAGUAAAGAUAUAUGUAGAAGAAGAGUAAUAAAAA
Molecule: messenger RNA, 728 nt
Organism: Papilio polytes (common Mormon)
Lineage: Eukaryota; Metazoa; Arthropoda; Insecta; Lepidoptera; Papilionidae
Gene: CPR147
Product: pupal cuticle protein Edg-84A-like
Exons: 4
Coding region: 202-699 (165 amino acids)
Cellular component (GO): chitin-based extracellular matrix
Molecular function (GO): structural constituent of chitin-based larval cuticle
Source: RefSeq, a predicted model, not a curated record